Messenger RNA from Ornithodoros turicata, 2161 nucleotides. Its product is annotated as TAF5-like RNA polymerase II p300/CBP-associated factor-associated factor 65 kDa subunit 5L. Gene Ontology annotation, biological process: transcription initiation at RNA polymerase II promoter. The transcript is spliced from 14 exons. The coding region runs from base 270 to 2036 and encodes 588 amino acids. The record is from RefSeq and is a predicted model, not a curated record. Gene Ontology annotation, molecular function: protein binding; RNA polymerase II general transcription initiation factor activity. Gene Ontology annotation, cellular component: transcription factor TFIID complex. Lineage: Eukaryota; Metazoa; Arthropoda; Arachnida; Ixodida; Argasidae.
GAUUUACGAUUUGACUACACUCGUGUCGACGUUCGUCGGAACAUUUCUUCGUCAUAGGACAUGCAAGACAAGAAGAGUAUAUCUGACAAAUUACGAUACACUUAAGGCUAAAAGAUGUCACCCUUUUGGCAUCGAGGUAAUUAAAUUUUCGGCUUUCUACGGUUAAAUCCAGAUACUAUCCAAUCCAAGACUUUCUUCAUGCGAACUGGAAGUAGCAAGAAGCAAACGACCCUUUAUAACCAUGACUUCCUCGAGCAUCACGUAGGAAAAUGAAGAAAAACAGAAGCGAGAUGGUAGCAUCAGCUGUUGGGCGUUAUUUAAAAGGGAGGCAAUACAUGGAUUCUGACUCCUUCAAGAAGAGCGAUUUGAGACUACAACAGAGUCUUCAUGAUUUGGCUCUCAACACAACCAUCGCAUCUGAGACAGGGACACGGAACCUUGUCCGCUACGGCUGCAUAAGUAAAGAUGCAACUGCAAUUGAUCAUCAGUUCAGCAGCUUGAAAACAUUUAUCGCAGAUGCAUCUGAACCAUUCAAGUCCCAGCUCACAUUCAUCUUGUUCCCUGCAUUUGUACAUUUGUACUUAGAACUCAUCAAUGGAGGACAUAAAGGGUCAGCUCAAAAGUUUCAUGCACGAUACAGGCAUAUGUUUCAGCCCCAGGAACAAUAUCGAAGUGUUGUGGAUGCUCUGCCAAAUGUCACGUCCCCUUCAGAUGUACCUGCUCAUCCGCAAGUAAAGGAGUUUAGAGAAAACAAAUAUUCGUUAAGAUUGUCCGAUGACUGUCUUGAGUAUUUGCUGCAGUUCCUCAAGGACAGUGAUCACAUGAUCCUGCUACAAGUAGUCAGCCUGCACAUUGAUAUCGAUGUGCAGGUAUAUCCAGAAAGAACUAACGGGGCUGCAGCGCCAGGAUUGUUGCCCAAAGUAGAGAAGUUGGCUGGAAAUCAGGAGAGCAACAAGAAUAAAGAGGCCACUGUGUUGUCACUAAAACAGGUUAUCAAAAAGGUGCGAGAUGGGCCACCCUGCUUGCCCUCGGUUUGCCUAUAUGCCGUCUCGCAGGGUACCUCUGGGUUAUGCUCAGCAGCCCAACAAAGCAACGGAAGCCUGCUGGCUUGCGGGUUCGAGAAUUCUUCGGUGCGUUUGUGGAACCUGCAGUCGCAACCCUUGGUCUCGGACACCCAGAACGUUGAUGUCUCGAAAGUUUUCCUCGCAUGUGAUACCGACAGAUUUAAAGACGAGGAAAAUGAGAAUUUCCUCGGAGAAAGGGAUCACAAGGUCUUGAGGGGACAUGCAGGUCCGGUCUACGGUUUGGACUUUAUGCCACAGCUGGAUAUCCUCUUGUCAUGUUCUGAAGACACCACAGUUCGUGCCUGGAACCUGAAGACCCAUUCCAGUGUCGCUAUUUACCAAGGUCAUUCUGCUCCAAUAUGGAGUUUAGAUGUUGGGCCCAUGGGACUAUACUUUGCUACAGCAUCCAAGGACAAUAGUGCCAGGAUAUGGACUUUGGAAAGGACAUAUCCACUCAGGAUACUGGCUGGUCACAACAUGGAUGUUGACUGUGUGAAGUUCCAUCCCAAUUCCAACUAUGUCGCUACGGGGUCCAGUGACCGCUGCGUGCGUCUCUGGUCAGUUCAAGAGGGCCGUUUGGUACGCAGCCUGCCCGCUCACCGGGGAGCCAUCUUUGCUCUCGCUUUCUCACCCAACGGACAGUACCUGGCAUCGGCAGGUGAGGAUCGCAGGAUCAAGGUGUGGGACCUGGCGAGUGCUUCUUUGUUGAAGGAGUUGCGUGGGCACACGGAUGCAGUGUACAGUUUAUCAUUUAGCUGCGAUAGUGCAGUUCUCGCAUCGGGAGGGGCUGAGCCGCAGGUACGGCUCUGGGAUCUCCGCAAGACUUCCGCGAGUCACGCAUCAGCGGCGGACAGCCACAAUUCACCCGAGCUCAUGGCAUCGUUGCCAUCGACAACAUCUGCUUUACAUCUUGUACGAUAUGCGACGCAUAAUUUACUGACACUCGUUGGAACUGUGGCUGCACAGACGUGACCACAAGAUACGUGUACAGGACACUUCAACUCCACUUUGGAAAGCCAUUUCUACGCGCAAAAAAAUCCCCUCAAAACGAGCUUUGUACAUUUCAUUUCAUAAAGAAAGAUAAAUACUAGACAUUG